Molecule: messenger RNA, 5614 nt
Organism: Scylla paramamosain (green mud crab)
Lineage: Eukaryota; Metazoa; Arthropoda; Malacostraca; Decapoda; Portunidae
Product: proton channel OtopLc-like
Biological process (GO): proton transmembrane transport
Cellular component (GO): membrane
Molecular function (GO): proton channel activity
Source: RefSeq, a predicted model, not a curated record
CCUUAUCUUCGUGAAAUGAAAGAGCGCUUGUUGCUGUCCCGGGACCCCCCUGCCAGUAUGGAUGAUGCCUCACCCCAUGAAGCUGCUGACUCACAGAUGCUGGAGGUGCACCAGACUCCCGUGGGCACUGUGGUCAAGCUGAACGCGGACGGCUACGGAUCGCACACGUCACCAACACACAGGGUGGAGAGCCUCUACACUGCCACGCUGGAGUCCCGAAGAGGUGUGCUGGAGUACUACCCGAAGAAUGCAAAGACCUCAACAUUCAUCACUUUGUCGCUCCUCUACGCCACCCUGCUGGUCGUGGUGUGUCUGGGAUUCGUGUUAUCAGAAGUUCUUACUCACAAUGUUCCGCUGUACUACUAUGAGGCGUUCUUCACUUACCUGUACGGUGUCAGCAUCCUCUUCCUGCUGUACGUCCUCUGCUACCUGCUCUCAGACUCAGCACGGGACAGGAAGCCCAAACAGUCACAGGUCGUUGCGGGACACCACUCAGGCCAGUACAAUGUGUCAGAAUAUGAAUAUUACGCAUAUAACGAGGGUGUCCUACAGAAGGUGCGGCAGCCGAGGGGCUCGCUGACGGUUCCCCCCACGCAGGAGAAACUCACGUCCACCUCCUCCAGCAGCAAGCCAAAGAAACACAAAACGUCAGACAACGACCACAGCCAUGGAUCUUUCUUCCUCAGGAUCGGCGCCAUCGCGUUCGGCCUGGGCACCAUGAUAUACAAUGGGCUGGAGUUUGGCGUGUUCUUUGAGAUUCCGCAGACCUCACCGUGUUACCAGAUCCUGCGCGGCGUGAACCCUCUGCUGCAGCUUGUAUUUACCUUCAUGCAGAUGUACUUUAUCUUCAUGAAUGCACGGCUCAACAUUCACAAGUUCAAGUUCCUGGCACGUUUCGGACUGAUGCACAUCGUGGCAACCAACCUGUGUGUGUGGGUGCGGACGCUGGUCAGAGAGAGCCUGAAGGAGAUUAACGAGUUCAGGGUCUCCGAAGGGCACCGCGGGGAAGACUACAUGAUCUUGGAGGGUAUCCGCCGAGCCCUGGAGAACCGCGGUCUUAUGGCUCCCAACAGAUACCUCUAUAAUCUUGACGAGUUCGUUGAGAUGGAGGAGAUUAAUGAGACAAUCCAAGAGGCCAACACUAUGAUGAACGAAGAGGACUUAGUGAACCGAACCUGCCAGCGUGUUGAAAUCAUGGGUUCCAUCGUGUCCGACUCUGCCCCAUACCUGUACCCCUUCAUUGUGGAGUAUUCUCUCAUUGCUGCUGCUGUGCUUUACAUCAUGUGGAAGCAUAUAGGACGUAACCCCAGAUUUGUGUAUGAUGCUGAGAGCGCUGGCGAUGGUAUGUCUGUUGUGUCCCGGAGGUGCCACUCUCGCGUGGACUGUGUGGGUGCUAGCAAGGGGCUCUUCUGUGGUCUCCUGGUCCUGGUGGCUUCGCUCAUCUGCCUCAUCCUGUUCUUCGUGCUGGUGAACAGAGAGGAGCUGAAAAUGCUGGCAAUCUAUCUGGCCGACUGCUCCCACUGUGGCAUCAUGUUCUUCAGCAUCAUUGCCAUCUUCAUCGGAUUUGUCAGGGUCCGCCAACUCAAGUUCCACGGAGAGAGAGAAGAGGAGCUGGACGACAUCUUGCUAAUGGUCUCUGCAUUUGGACUCUUUGCUUACGCUGUGUUCUCAACUGUUGCUGGCAGCCUCUCAGCCUACACCCGUGAGCCAAACCUGCUGGUCAUGGUCACUGGUAUCAUGUCUGUGCUGCAGGUCAUCAUCCAAAUGGUGUUUAUCAAAGACACACAGCGGCGUCAGGUGUCUCUACCAGAACAUGAAAGGACCAAGCCAGGCAGACAGGUGGUCACAUUCCUGCUCAUCUGUAACUUGACUAUGUGGGUUAUAUACACCUUCGAGACACAGAAGGUGGAGGCCAACCCUGUGCAGCUUGAGUUCUUCGGGGACCUUCCAUGGACUAUCCUGCUCCGGUGCACCCUUCCACUGGCCAUCUUCCACCGCUUCCACUCCACGGUGGUGCUUGCAGCCAUCUGGAAAAACUCUUACAAAACGCGCAUUGAAUGAGGACAACCAGCCGGGCCCCAAGAUGCAGGGGUAGUUUGUAGUAUAAGUCACAGCUUCGCCAACAGCAAUGGAGUACUUCACCGCCCGACCCAUCCUCCCCUCCUGCAGCCCGCCCCGACAGGCCCCUCCUCCGAACUUGAGCCCAUGCUGCACACCCCCACCAGUCCCCUCCCGCCCCCCAGCCCUAGACCAACGAUCUGAGCAUAAAGUGUCUCUCUUCAGUAUUAUUUGAGGUGUUUGUGUGUGAGUGUUUGUUUGUUUGUUUGUUUGUUGGGUUGUGUUGUGGGCUUUUUUGGUGUUUUAUUUAUUUAUUUAUUUAUUGUUUGUUUGUUUGUUUUGUAGAGGUUUAUCGGUUUGUUUGUGUUUUUUUUAAUAUAUAUUUUUUUAAGAUAUUUUUUUCAAAUUUCAAUGUUUUAUUUAUUAAUCUGAAAUUUCAAUGCGUUUUUUUCUUUAAAGAUUUUUCAUUUUGUUUAUUAUUGUGUACAUUUCUUCUUCUUAUUCUGGUUCUUGUUCUUCUUUUUCUUCUUCUCAUUAUUCAUUUACUUAUUUAUUCUUUUCUUUAAUACCCACAACAACCUGACUGUGUGUGUGUGUGUGUGUGUGUGUGUGUGUGUGUGGUGUGCGAUGUGUAUGUGUGCGCGCAUGUACACACACACACACACGCACACACACACACAAACACACACACACAACAACGUCUGUAUGUACGUUUUGACAUUCAGGUACCCCCCUACCCCUACCCCCCAAGGACUGUGUGUGUAUGUGUGUAUGGCUCAAGGAAAAAACAAAUGAAAUAAAACAAGCACAGGGAGGAGGAGCCAUGGUCGUGCAGUGGGGUGUAUGUGCGUGUGUACGUCAAGUCAGUGCGCACACAAACGACCACAGAGAGAAAAAUGAAGAAAACGCACAUGAAAUCUCUAUGUAUGUAUGUAUGUAUGUAUGGUUACUAUCAACUGAGUGUUUUUUAAAUGAUAAUAAUAAUAAUAAUAAUAAUAAUGAUAAAUGAUAAUAAUAAUGACAAUAAUGUAGAGUUUAAUAGAGAGAUAAAGAAAAUAGAGAGGGAGAGAGAGAAGCCUAAGGAGAAAAUAUGAGAGGUUUUUAUAUACAUAGGAACAGACAUGUAUUACUCAGAUAUACUCAAAAAAAACAUAAAAAAAAAUGGAUGGGGAAAAAAAACGACAAAAAACAAGCGUGGAUUUUUUACGAAUGAUUUUUUCCAAACGACAGUACAAGCAGAAGGUGAUGCUAUGGACACAAAAAACUCCAAAAAACAAAAAACUUAAAAAAAAAACACCACCAACUAAAAAAAACGACAAAACUUACAAAAAAAUUCAAAAUUCGCGCCGUUUGGAUCAAUUUUUUUCCAAACGGCUCGAAUGAAAAAAAUAAUAAAAACAAAAAAACAAAAAAACACAUGAUAAAGAGAUUAAUUGUACUACUACUACUUCUACUACUACUACUUCUACUACUACUACUACUACUACUACUACUUCUACUACUACUACUUAUGUGUCUCGUAAAUGUAAAGUUAAUAUUUCAUACGUUUUUUGUGGCAAAGAAAGUUGUAUGUACGCUUUGAUGUUAGGUGUACAUUUUGUGUGUGUGUGUGUGUGUUUGUGUGUGUGUGUGUGUACACUUGGCCGAUAAAAAUCAUUCUUUUUUGCGGAGAAACGUCCGGUGUGUGUGUGUGUGUGUGUGUGUGUGUGUGUGUGUGUGUGUGUGUGUGUGUGUGUGUGUGUGUGUGUGUGUGUGUGUGUGUUUGUUUUAUUAUAAUUACCUGUACUAAAUGUCUAAUUACUAUUGAUAACUAAAAAAAAAACACCAUUUUCUCACCUGUAACCCAUAUUGCCUGUAUUCCUCCCUCCCUCCCCACCCCCUCACCCCCUUCCCACCCCCCCAUUGUAUAUAUGUGUGCUUCCCCUAACCUAACCUAAUCUUGGCUAUUCUUGCAAACAGUCACUCAAUUGUUUGGUGAUAAACUUAACAGAAAACAAACGUGUUCUUUUUUUUUUUUUUUUUAUUUUAUUUAUUCUUUUAUACAUAUAUAUAUUUUUUAUUUAUUUUUUUAGGGUUAAGAUACUUCUCUCUCUCUCUCUCUCUCUCUCUCUCUCUCUCUCUCUCUCUCUCUCUCUCUCUCUCUCUCUCUCUCUCUCUCUCUCUCAGACCAUUGCAACUUCCUUCCUAUCCUCCUCCUCCUCCUCCUCCUCCUCCUCCUCCUCCUCCUCCUCCUCCUCCUCCUCCUCCUCCUUCUCCCCCCCUUGCCCCCACCCCAAAAGAUGAUGAUGAUAAUGACUUUGAAAAUUGAAUGAUCACAAUGCAUAACAUAAAUAUUUAAAAUUAAUUUGUGUUUUUUUAUUUAUUCUAUUUUAUUUAAGUUUACGAAUUAUUAUUAUUAUUAUUAUUAUUAUUAUCAUUGGGAGUUACAUAAAAAAAUGGGAAUAAAAAGAAUCAUUUUAUUUUUAUUUAUUUAUUUUUUUAGCAUCGAAAAAAAGUAAAUAGAAAAAAAAAAUAAACAAGGCAUAUUUUUUUAUCUUUUAAUUUUUCGCUCCCUCAAAUUUAUCUUGUUAUUUUACGUUUUCCUUUUUUUCUUUAAUUAUUAAUCAUCACAUUUCCUGGUUACCAUUUGUUUAUUUGUUUGUUUGUUUGUUUGUUCCCUCACCUGCUUGAGAACCACCUGCUCUCUGUGUUCAACUGAAAGGAAGAAAAGAAUAACAGUUUGUAUUGUUAACCCUUUCCCUUGCAACCCUCAACCCUUUCCCCACAUAUCAGCCCCUCUCUCUCUCUCUCUCUCUCUCUCUCUCUCUCUCUCUCUCUCUCUCUCUCUCUCUCUCUCUCUCUCUCUCUCUCUCUCUCUCUCUCUCUCUGUAAAUAGAUUUCAUUUUCUUUUUCUUCCAUCUUUCAAUUUUUUUUUCUUUUUGUUAUAUCUUCCUCCUCCUCCUCUUCUUCGUCCUCUUCCUCUUCUUCCUCUUCUUCUUCAUCUAGGAAUAGCAGAAGGUGUGUUAAUGUUGAAGCAAAUUGUAAAUAGUUGUCUCCUCCUCCUCCUCCUCCUCCUCCUCCUCCUCCUCCUCCUCCUCCUCCUCCUCCUCCUCCUCCUCCUCCUCCUCCUCCUCCUCCUCCUAUGACGUGGACCAGUAUUGAGUUUUUGUCUGGUUUUGUAAUAAUGAUAAUAAUAAUGAUAAUAAUGAUAGUAGUAGUGAUUGAUAAUGAUAAUGAUGAUAAUAGUAAUAAUGAUAAUAAUGAUAAUGAUGUGAGUGAGUGUUUGUUUGUUUGUUUGUUCGUUUGUUUGUUUGUGUAUCGUCCUUAAUGACUCUUGCUCAGGUGUGAUUGGUUGGCACCCUCCUCCUCCUCCUCCUCCUCCUCCUCCUCCUCCUCCUCCUCCUCCUCCUCCUCCUCCUCUUGUUCAAUUAUUCCCAAAUUUAAUCUCUUUCUUCUCUCUUUUCUUCUUCUUCUUCUUCCUCUCCUUCUUCUUCUUCUCCUCCUCCUCCUUCUUCUUCUUCUUCUUCUUCUUCUUCUUCUUCUUCUUCUUCUUCUUCUUCUUCUUCUUCUUCUUCUU